Messenger RNA from Fraxinus pennsylvanica, 1743 nucleotides. The record is from the annotation of a GenBank genome assembly. NCBI's taxonomy places the organism in Eukaryota, Viridiplantae, Streptophyta, Magnoliopsida, Lamiales, Oleaceae.
AUGCUGUGGAAGAGAAUUUUAUUGAAAAAUCUUGUCAAAAGGGUUGGGAAAUCAAAUUUUAGGGGCAAGAAAGAUGAUGUGCAAAAUUUUUUGGCGGAGUCAUUAGUGAUUGGGCGCAAGGUUGAAGGCUCCCCAAGGAUGCCAAAAAGGAAACUUGGAAAUGUUGAGUCAAAUAAAGAUAAAGUUAAGAAGCAGAAGACGAGAGAAAAUAAUGAAAUCAAUGUAGGAAAAGAUGCUGUUGAUCGAAUUUCUGAUUUGCCUGAUCACAUUGUCCAUCAUAUUUUUGCACUCCUACAUUGUCCAAAAGAUGUGGCACGGACUAAUAUUUUGUCAAAGAGGUGGAAGAGCAUCUUUGAUUCCUACCUAACGUUUGAUUUUGAUGAGAGGUACUUUCGAGUACACCGGGGACGAGGGAAGCAUAAUCGCAUUAAAGCGCGGGAAGUGCAGAAGAAGAAUUUCAAGAAUUGUAUUGAGAAGUCACUGGCUGCACGGCUUGAGCCCAAGUCUUGUAUACACAAGUUCAGGUUGUACGUGAAUAAUCUCAAUGAUAAAUUAGCCUCUUGUAUGGAUCGAUGGUUAAGUGCUGCUGUGGACAAAAAUGUCAAGGAGCUUGAAAUUCAUGUGAAUGUAAAGAAAAAGCAAUAUCUUUUGCCAGAUGUCGUUCUUAUGUCUGAGACAAUUACUUCCUUGAAGUUGUCUGGGUGUGUAUCUUUGUUUGGUUUCACCGAUGCGAAACUUUGUAAUCUGAGAGAACUGUCCUUGAAAAAAACUCUUGUAACCGAAACUAUAAUUCGGAAAGUUGAACAUAGCUGCCCCCUGAUUGAGGAUUUGAGGGUGAUACAUUGCCGGGGACCUUUAUGCUUCCGUAUUUCUGCACUUGUUAAACUCAGAAGGGUGGAGCUACAUGAGUGUGAUAUGCUCAGUUCUGUUGAAAUUGAGGCAUCAAACCUUGAAACCUUCUGGUAUCAUGGACAAAAUAAUCAGCCAUGCAAAUUCGACCUGACGGGUUGUCAAAAUCUGAAGCAUUUGACUUUGAACGCUGGUGAAAUGACAGACGAGAUGUUUCAGAAUUGCAUUUCCAAGUUUCCAUUGCUUGAAAAAUUGUUCCUUAAAGAAUGUAAUAGCUUGGACAAAAUCACAAUUAUAAGUGGAAAACUAAAAAGUCUUGCCUUAAAUCAAUGCAUGAUGUUGCAGGAAGCCAACAUUAACACCCCAAGUCUAUUUUCGUUUGAGUAUAGCGGCCAUAAAAUGUCUUUUCCUUCCAUGAAUAUUUCAGGGCUGCGUGAAGCAAAGUUUCACUUCAAUCCCUCAAGCAAAGCUUCUUAUAUUUCUGAGUUGCAAAAAUUCUUUGGGAACUUUGAUCAGUUUAAGGAUUUUAAACUGAUCAUGCACUCUAAGCAGAAUAUGACAAUUUUCGAAGACCCCAGAGAAGUCGGACUUGUUCGAUAUAUUGAUGAGAAGUUGGAAUUAACGACAUCAAAAAGUAGUGUUUUGAGAAGUGUUGAUAGUUGGUUACAAGCACUCCAUCGGAAGAGGCUUACUGUGGUAUCUUCCACCAGUGAAUUUCCAAAGUGUAUACACACACUGAUAAUGAACCGAGAAGAUGAUUCGUACUGCUGCAGAUACUACUCAAGAAAAUGCUGGCGACAUUACGUAGCAGGUGUUAAAAUGGCCGAGACCUUGAACAAUUCAGAUAAGACAACUUAUGACUUCAAAUGGAGAUCAACGCCAGUAUCCUGUUAG